This is a messenger RNA of Glarea lozoyensis ATCC 20868, 348 nucleotides long. RefSeq lists its product as uncharacterized. The coding region runs from base 1 to 348 and encodes 115 amino acids. Lineage: Eukaryota; Fungi; Ascomycota; Leotiomycetes; Helotiales; Helotiaceae. The transcript has a single exon. The record is from RefSeq and is a predicted model, not a curated record.
AUGCCUGGUGGUCCAUACAUGAGCGGUGGGCUCGGAAGAUCAAGCGCUUAUAUUGACCAACGCACUCAAUCUGACCGUCAGAAUCUUCACGUCUACGAUAUGCCCUCUGGAUAUGUCAACCCUCGCUUGCAAAACCAGCAACAACCAGUUCCACAACGUCGUCCAUCAGUUACAUACCAACCGAGUCCUCAACCUCGUGGAUCAAGCCUUUACCAAAGUGGCGAUCGGCGAGGCAGCGGCUUCCAACAAACAUGCUUCGCAAACUCACCUGCGCCUAAGAGAUACACGGCCAACGGCUCAGGUUUAGGGUAUGAAACAGCCUAUUUCAAAGAGAAAGACUUCAGAUAG